UUUCUUUUUCUAAAGUUAGCUAUUAAACUUUUGAGCUUCAAAAAACACUCGUAUCAUUAGUUUCAUAUUCAAUGUCCACUUUCUUCAAGGAGAUUACGAAUUCAAAUCUCAAAAAAGAUAAUUGUUGGAAAAGAAAACAGGCUCAGCCCAGCCACCAGGCCCAACCUUAGCUACGCCCUCCCUUCCAAACGGAACCCGCUAAAAGAAAACCUUUCGCACUACUCAACCAUACUCGCUCAUCGGUGAGGGCACAUUUUCCCGCCAUAAAUUCCCCCCCCCCAAAAAAAAGAAAGGGGGGCAGUAAGGGGAUUAGGGUUUUAGAUUGAAGAAAGAAUUCCCCAAAUUUUCUCGAUCAUGUCACAACCGGUUGAUGACCUGUCUCAAUUCGAUAUCUCCAAAGAGGAAAAGGACAAGCUUGUAGCAGAAGUAAUCCGCUACGUGCUGUUCAAGACGCACCACAACUCGGGCUGUCCAAUAAAGAGGGAAGAGCUCACUCAGCUGCUCACCAAAAACUAUCGUCAGCGAAAUCUUCCCACGCUCGUCAUCAACGAGGCUAUACAGAAGCUUUCCACCAUCUUUGGCUACGAAAUGAGGGAGCUUCAAAGGUCUCGUCCCUCUUCCACUAAUCAGGGACGCUUUUCCCAACAGAGUGUUGCAGAGGCAAAAUCCUAUGUCAUUUUGAGUAAACUUCCUUCGGAUGUGUAUAAGAAGUAUGUUGAGGAUGAUCGUACGGCUCCUCUCACUGGUUUCACUUUUGUCGUACUAAGUAUUGUACAUAUUUCUGGUGGUAAAACCACUGAAGAGGAUCUUUGGCGUCAUUUGAGACGGAUGGGAUUGGAUGAAAAAAAUGAAAGCCAUCCAGUCCUAGGAAACAUAAAACAAGCACUGGAGACACUUGUCCAGCAAAGAUAUUUGCAGAAAGACAAAGUAAGUGGACCUGAAGGCCAUACUUUGUUCUAUGAGCUUGCUGAGAGAGCUUUAGAUGCGCCAGUUAGUGACAGCAUUAAAGCGUACAUAGCACAGAUUGUAAAUAAAGAAGUUGGCACGGCAGAUGCAGAUGACUAGUGACAUUCCCAACCCCGAUCUGGAUGUAUGGAGUUAUAGUUUGAUGGUUCCAUUUUGCUCGAUAUGGCUUUUUCUCUAAUCUCUAAGCGAAGCUGAUAAUGUCAAGAAAUGCCUUCAGUUGGCUCCUUGUAGGAUCUGAUAGGGCAGCAGCUUACAUAACCCAUGCUACCUUCAUUUUGUUAAUCUAUUUCUAUUUUUAUUUUUUGUACUCCAACGGGUCCUUCAUGUCAGCAUUUAGGUACAUCCAUUGUCAGGGAAUUGAAAAGAUGAAGUCAAGAGCUUGAGCGAGUUGUGCAUUCAUUCUUUUAAUUAAGGCGAGAGUUGAACUUUUGAGGAGAGAAAAAGAAAAGAGAGAAAAACUUUUGCUGAACUUAAAUAUGAAACACUCAACAUCAAACCCAUAAGCCACCGAGAAGAAGACAUCAUCCCGCGGAACGGACCCUAGUUUCACUUGAAUCCGACCAGAAGAUAUUUAUAUGAUUAUGUGUCAGAAUUUGACAGAAGGAAAUGAUGAAUGCUUUUUAGCUUUUGCUAAUAAUGGAGUCUGGGUUCAUAAA
Molecule: messenger RNA, 1622 nt
Organism: Prunus dulcis (almond)
Lineage: Eukaryota; Viridiplantae; Streptophyta; Magnoliopsida; Rosales; Rosaceae
Product: non-structural maintenance of chromosomes element 3 homolog
Exons: 6
Coding region: 355-1065 (236 amino acids)
Cellular component (GO): nucleus
Source: RefSeq, a predicted model, not a curated record